Fusarium oxysporum Fo47 is the source of this 796-nucleotide messenger RNA. RefSeq lists its product as uncharacterized. The record is from RefSeq and is a predicted model, not a curated record. Lineage: Eukaryota; Fungi; Ascomycota; Sordariomycetes; Hypocreales; Nectriaceae. The transcript is spliced from 2 exons. The coding region runs from base 114 to 443 and encodes 109 amino acids.
AACUGUGGCUUUUGAAAAAGGGACAACAAGUAAGAGUCUAGGCAAGACCAACGAGUGAAAAGAAGAUAAAUAUCCAGCUUAUUCCGCUCCCCAAGAGUCCCCUCUACUCCAGCAUGACAUCCAGAAACCUCAACAAGACCUGGCGCGAUAUUGUCUUCGAACAGUACGAAGCCGACUACGCAGCUGACGUCCCCUUUCCCAUCCGCUACUUAAUCUACGGCGACCAGUGGAAAACAGAUAUCCUUAUUGAGAUUCCCACCAAGAUUGACGUGCCUGUCUUCCGUCAAGCUCUCCUCCACGCUGCUAGUUCUAGACGCCUUGAAAACGACCCGGCGUACGAAGACGACCUAAUCAAGGUCCGAGCACGUGUUCCGCCUUCUGCCCAAAGCAACAAUGAUGCUCACCCGCAAGACGGCUCUGCUGCUGCUGGCAACAGUGGCUAAUGCUUGGAAGUUUACUAUUUAUGGUGACGGCGACUGCGAGUCGACUCCGUCGGGUGACCUUCGGGGAGAUGGUAAUAAAGGCUGUACCAGUAUUCCGAAUCCUCAUAGAGGGUUCUGGCUUGAAGAUAUGGGUAACUGCCAAAUUGACCUGUAUGCUAACGAGGACGAUUGCGAUGAUGGCGUACCGCAGCAGUUUUAUGAUGCGACCAAUCAGGGCGUCUGCAUUGGUCCUCAGUUCCAAUGGGAUUACUAUACUGUAGUCGGUUGUUAGGAAGUUCUAUCAUAGUAGCAUUUUGUAACUAAAGGCAUAAGCUAUAUAUUAGGUAGUUUCAAGUUUGAACUAGCCUCAUCUG